GUCAUUUACUACAUUCAUUUGUUAUACUAGGUGGAACACAUAUGUUUUUCAACAUAUUUUUGUUGCAAAUAAGUUAAUAAUGAAUGGAAAAUGAAGUUUCUGUUCAUACUUUUCUUAAAGUAUACAGUGUAAUUAGGAGAAAAUGUGCUUUUUUAUAAAAGUUUUACAGUCAUUCUGCAUUACGUGAAGAUCAAAUAGCUGCAAUAAUGGCGACCGCGUACGUUAAUGAAAGUGUUAUUAACAUUUAUGAUAAAAUAGAUCACAGUGAACUAAAGAAAACUGAUUCUAGCACGGAUAACUGUGACACUUUAGAGACAAACAGCCGAAAUGAAGUGUAUCAAACCUUAGAUUUUGAAACCUCGAAGCAAGAGGUUGCCAACGUAACAAUGAGAUUGAAAUUACGGAAGAAAGCGAUAUGUGCGUUUCGUAUUAUUCUGACAGUCGUAGUUAUUGCUACACUUGUUGCUGUCAUCAUCAGCUUUACAAGUACAGCAGAACAUGUGAAUGAAGGUUGGAAUUCUUGGACAGACUGGGGAUCAUGCUCCGCCGAUUGUGGUAUAGGAAUGAAGAUUCGUAACAGAACAUGCACAAAUUCAAAUCCACAGGGGACUGGAAAUUACUGUCAAGGACAAAGCGUUGAGAAUGCAUUAUGUUUCCUCGGUCCAUGUGCGAAACCUAGCUGGUCAGACUGGCAGAAUUGGAGUAACUGUAGCGCUGUUGUGUGUGGUGUUAGUUCCCGAAGGCGAUCUCGCACAUGCUCAAACCCAAGCCCUGCGUUGUUUGUAUCAAAAUGCAAGGGGAACUCCACGGAGAUUGACUCAUGUCGUGACACAUUUUGUGAUAUAAAUAAGUGCGCCUCACCACCUUGUUUGCAUGGUUCUUGUUCUGACCUUGAUACUGGAUUAAGCUGCUCAUGCUUCGCCGGAUACAGUGGAGCGACUUGCCAAACAGAUAUUGAUGAUUGCGCCUCAAAGCCUUGUUUGAAUGGUUUUUGUAUCGACUUAGUGAAUGGAUAUAAUUGUUCCUGUGUUGUGGGGUACACCGGAUUAAAUUGUGAAUCGGAUAUUGAUGAGUGCCGUUCAGAUCCAUGUCUUGGCGGAACAUGCAUCGACGGUAUAGGUAACUACAAUUGUUCUUGCCGAGACGGAUAUUUUGGUAUUAACUGCGAAAAGGUGUUAUCGGACUGUUUCGACAUAUUUCUCGACGGGAACAGUGCUGACGGGAUUUAUACAGUCAAAACAUGGAAAAGUCAACAGCUUAUUAAAGUGUACUGUGAUAUGACCACUGAUGGUGGAGGUUGGACGGUACUACAGUACCGAUAUGACGGGACGAUAGAUUUCUACAGAAACUUUUCUCAAUAUGAGACAGGAUUUGGAGAUUUGAACACAGAAUUUUGGCUGGGCUUAAGAUAUAUCCAAGAGCUAGCCAGUCAAAGUCGAACAAGUUUACGUAUUGAUUUAGAAGCUGCAAAUGGCACGAAGGCAUUUGAAAUAAUUAAUAAUUUUUCCCUUUCUCCUGGACCGGCUUAUACACUGCAUCGUGGAUCAACUAUACAGUUCUUGCGAAUUUCAGACAUAAGCUGGUUUGCACGACACAAUGGCAGUGACUUUUCUACCUAUGACCAUGAUGUAGAUUCCUCUACGGUUAAUUGUGCCGUUGAUUGUCACGGUGCAUGGUGGUAUUUUAAUUGUUUUACAGCUAAUUUAAAUGGCCAAUACCUGACACCGGGGACAAAAUCCGGAAGGGGUAUGGUUUACAACAGUUUCAUCCUUUCCGAAUCUUUGAAAACCAGCAAGAUGAUGAUGAGAAGAAAAUGAAAGGAAAUGUUGGUUUUUCGAAACUUUUGAAUCGUAUAAUUGGACGGCGAUCCAAUUACUUAUAUAUAAGAAGUUGAAUGUGUAUCAAGCUUCUGAAAAAUAAGAUACUUUGAUAGUAAUGUUAUGAUCUUUUCACUUGUGGUGUUUUGCAUUUACUACAACGAUGGGACGUAUUAUGAUAUACAUUUUGAGCCGCUGCAUUUAGAGAUAUCGUUGGAGUAUAAACAGCCGGAAUAAAUAGAAGUUAAUAGCUUUCUCUUCGAAAUUCUCAACUUCAAAAGCAGAAAAUCCUCAUUAAAUAUACUUAACUUACAACAUACAUUUAAUUGUGUUUGUAGAGCUACCUUCAUAAAUAAAUCUCAUGCAGUAAUAGCUGAUGUGUUAAAUAAACUUCCAGUUUGUAGAUGUUAUGUACAUUUACACUUUUUUGAGCCAUACAUGUACACAGCAUGUAGUAUUUUAGCCUACAUAUAGUACUGUUAAUGCAUUUUAACCUGUUAAUUUUAUUUUAACCUAAACGAAAUAUGUAGUAUUUGUUCAUGAUUGUAAAUAUGACAUAUUAUAAGCGUCUAGUAUACAUCUUAUAAACUGAAAAUUAUUCAAAAUACAUGUACUUAAAAAACAUAGAUCUUUGACAAUUUGAUGUCAUGAUAACUGUUUACACCG
Molecule: messenger RNA, 2483 nt
Organism: Mercenaria mercenaria
Lineage: Eukaryota; Metazoa; Mollusca; Bivalvia; Venerida; Veneridae
Exons: 10
Coding region: 207-1817 (536 amino acids)
Molecular function (GO): calcium ion binding
Source: RefSeq, a predicted model, not a curated record